Gadus chalcogrammus (walleye pollock) is the source of this 1676-nucleotide messenger RNA. RefSeq names its product SEC22 homolog B, vesicle trafficking protein b (gene sec22bb). The transcript has 5 exons. Gene Ontology annotation, cellular component: Golgi membrane; ER to Golgi transport vesicle membrane; endoplasmic reticulum membrane. Lineage: Eukaryota; Metazoa; Chordata; Actinopteri; Gadiformes; Gadidae. The record is from RefSeq and is a predicted model, not a curated record. The coding region runs from base 201 to 848 and encodes 215 amino acids. Gene Ontology annotation, molecular function: SNAP receptor activity. Gene Ontology annotation, biological process: vesicle fusion with Golgi apparatus; endoplasmic reticulum to Golgi vesicle-mediated transport; retrograde vesicle-mediated transport, Golgi to endoplasmic reticulum.
AUCCGUAACGUCACAUUCAUCAGGGGGAACCAUAGUCACUGUCGUAUGUUUAGCCGACGUAGUUCCCAGGUGCACUCCGCUAAGCGCUUGGGUUUCCGGCCAGCUCAGCGCGUCAGUGUACUGUAGUGUUGUCAAUCUGCCGACUGUCAGAUCAUCGGAGGUGUUUCUACCUGUAACUGUAUCGGUGUAUAUUCUCUAAAAUGGUGCUGCUGACCAUGAUCGCCCGGCUGGCGGACGGCCUGCCGCUGGCCGCUUCCAUGCAGGAAGACGAGCAGCUGGGCCGAGACCUCCAGCAGUACCAGAGUCAGGCCAAACAGCUCUUCCGGAAACUCAACGAGCAGAGUCCUUCACGCUGUACUUUAGAGGCUGGCUCCAUGUGCUUCCAUUACGUUAUAGAGAAAGGAGUGGUCUACUUGGUGCUGUGUGAAGCUGGAUUUCCCAAGAAGCUGGCCUUUGCGUAUUUAGAAGAUCUUCAGACAGAGUUUAAUGAGCAGCAUGGAAAGAAAGUUCAGACAGUGUCCAGGCCGUACUCCUUCAUUGAGUUUGACACGUACAUCCAGAAGACCAAGAAGUCGUACAUCGACAGCCGAGCCAGGAGGAACCUGGGCAACAUCAACACCGAGCUGCAGGACGUCCAGAGGAUCAUGGUGGCCAACAUCGAGGAGGUUCUCCAGCGAGGAGAGGCCCUGUCUGCGCUUGACUCCAAGGCAAGCAACCUGUCCAGCCUGUCGAAGAAGUACCGCAGCGACGCCAAGUACCUGAACACGCGCUCCACCUACGCCAAGCUGGCGGCCGGCGGCGUCUUCUUCAUCAUGCUCAUCGUCUACGUGCGCUUCUGGUGGCUCUAGGGCCCCCUGGCGUUCAGAUGCAUGAGAGAGGAAACGUGGGAUGGAAAGAUUCAGUCGACAGCGGGGGGAGGGGGUGGCUCUCUCCCCCCGCUGUUAAAUAUAAGCUCCCCCCCCCCCAUCCCCAUCCCCGCCUUUAAAAAGACUUUGAGACCCUCCCACCCACAAUGAUAAUGAUAAGUUCUGAAGUUAAACUCAAUAACCCAGAAAUCCUCUGUAGUUUGACAUAUGAAGUGUAUGUGUGUGUGUGUGUGUGUGUGUGUGUGUGUGUGCGUGUGCGCGUGUGUGUGUAUGUUUGCAUGCGUGCGUGUGUGUCGGAUCAGUUGGGUAAGAAUAGGCCAGUCAUUGCGUUAAAGACAACACAUUUCUUUCGGGGUCGGUGUAUUUCCGGAGUUUUGUGAGAACAGCUCUAUUCUUCAAAUUGAAUCGUGUACAGCUGGAAUAUAGAAAGGGAUCAAGGAUGAGGAUGGUGUUCUGAUCCUGCUGAGAUCAACUGGUUUCUUGUAAUACUGAUAUUAAGGUUUAUUUGUAAUUGCUAGGUAGGACUGGGAAAAAGAUAAAUACCAAUAACAAAACUUUUAGAAGACAAAACGUAUUCUUACUCUCGCACACUAGCUAAGAAUAGCGUCUGCACUAAAUGCUCUUAGGUCUAAUUCACAGUUUACGCAUGAGAAAACCACGAUAUUAUUGGGCAAAAUCAAGUUUCAGCAUUUGUUAAGAAGCUGGUUUCUGCUGUUGGUAGGAUAGAGCGACUUUUGUCUUAUUUCCGUUUUCCUUGGCUUUCUCCAAAAUAAAUCAAUUUGCACAGAAGUGUUUCCUUCUUUUGUUGUC